This is a messenger RNA of Phytomonas sp. EM1, 1061 nucleotides long. Lineage: Eukaryota; Euglenozoa; Kinetoplastea; Trypanosomatida; Trypanosomatidae. The record is from the annotation of a GenBank genome assembly.
ACACACAGCUUAGACGUAGGUUACCAAUCCAUUUAUUCGUCCCGUUAUUUCUAAGGUAAAUGAGCAGAAAAACGAUGGACACGGUUAUUUUUGCGUAGAAGAAGGGAUCGAGAACCACGAUUAAUUAGUAUUUUCUACUAUUGACUAGGACCCUUGCCCACAUUUGGUUAUGAAAUCCGGACAAAGUGUUGUGAAGAAUAUUUUAGAACCCAUCGAAUCGGCAGCGCGCCACUUGAAUGUGGUACAACUCGAAAGCUAGAUAUCAUCAUUGAUGUGCCGCGUACAUUAGCAGCUCACUCAGUAAGGUCGCAUUAGACAUAUUUGUCCCCGCACCCAAUGUUUAGCAGGAAGGCCAAAACCUGCCCAUAAAAAACAAAAAUGAGUGAGCCUGGGCAAGUGACUCGACGAUAGGAUACAGAAGGUGGGGUCAGGAAAUGCCCAUGCGUCAUCAUCUAAAGGGUAAAGAAAACAUGAGGACAACGUUGCGGUAUGAAGGGUCAUUAUCGCACCUUGACUGCAUAAAUCGAAUGAAGCUGCGCAGAGAAGCAUCAGAAGAUGCACCCGAUCAGGGUGAUAUUGCGUUUAGUGUGCGAAAAUGAUCAAUUAAGAGAGCUAAAUAGUCGAUGAACUCGAAGAUCAUCCGCAUCAAGGGGGUUUCUAUCAAAGUUGUCGUCUUAAGAUGUUGCUUAAAAAAUGAUGAUUUGUGUUUUUGUUUUUGUUUCAUUGCUAUUCAUAUCUUUCCUUUUAUCUUCUUCACUUUCUUACUUGUCUACAUUUCGGUAUUUGUGAAAGCGACACACAGGUCGCCAAUUGGAUGUAUCUUGAAUGAUAGCUUUCUAUUUCAUAAAUUGCUGUGUGUCCCUCCCUUACUUUCUCUCGUUUCCUUUUUCCAUACCCACACUCAUUUGCCCAUUUUUUCCUCUUCGUCAUACAGACUAACUGAAGCACUAUUUCCAAGAUCGCAUCUAUUUUUUUUCCUCUUACUAAUCAUCGUCUUAACUAAACUAUUAUCUUGCGCAGAAGGGAAAAUUCACCCCCUUUUCUGCUAUCGAUUCGGCUGA